AUGGAUCUCUCAAACCCCACCAUCCACCUUACACCUCUCGAAAGCACCCUGCGAACUCUCCUCCUCGAUGUCGCAGCAUACAUCCAAAAAGAGGGUAUUACCGAGGAAGGCAGUGAUGACAGGAAGCAUCCGGAAACCGUCCUACGCUUCACAGGUGGCUGGGUGCGCGACAAGCUGCUCGGCGUGGACAGCCAUGACAUCGAUGUGGGGAUCAGCAGCAUGACAGGGUACCAGUUCGGAAUGGCCCUGAAGGACUACUUGGAUGUUCCCGACAACUUGGAGAAAUACAAGCAGAGCCUCCCCAGUGAAGAAAUGAGCGAGGCCAUCGUGAGCUUGCACAAGAUCGAUGCCAACCCGGAGAAGUCCAAGCACCUGGAGACCGUGACGACAAAGAUUUUCGGAUUGGACAUUGAUUUGGUCAACCUGCGCAAAGAAACAUACUCGGAAGAUAGCCGGAACCCACAAAUGGAGUUUGGAACAGCUGAAGAGGACGCCUUGCGACGAGACGCCACCAUCAAUGCACUUUUCUACAACUUGAACGAGUCAAAACUGGAAGACCUCACUAAGCGCGGCCUGGAUGAUAUGAAGAUGCACAUUAUUCGAACCCCGCUUGAACCAUAUCAAACUUUCAAAGACGACCCUCUCCGUGUACUGCGGUUAAUCCGCUUCGCGAGCAGGUUGGGCUAUCAAAUCGACCAAGAAACGGAAUCGGCGAUGCAGAACGAAGACAUCAGCAUUGCAUUGAAACUCAAGAUUAGCAAAGAGCGGGUCUUCACAGAGUUGGAUAAGAUGCUUCACGGUGAGUGUAUUUGCAGGAUUCCAAUGAUCGGCUCCACUAACAUUGUUGUAGGUCCUGAUCCACACGGAGCUUUGAAAUUCAUCGAUCGACUCGGCCUAUACCCCACGAUCUUUGCCAACCACCAAGAUGAAGUCACGGCAGAUACAUCGACUUGGCCUCUCGCCUAUAAUGCGCUCGCACGAUUGUUGCAACCUGAAUCCACCGAGACCGCUUUGGCACGUGUCCGUCAGAUUCUUCUGCAUGACAAGCCUAGCCUUUACAGCGCCUGGAUGAUUGCAGCAUUCGCACCUUGGACAUCUGUUCCUGCUCGAGGGAAAGGUACUGAAAAGAGACCCCCGCCCACACGCCCUGUCGAAGUUGGCAGGGACAGUCUCAAAGCCGAUAAUAAGACCCUCCUCAUACUCCGUGAUGCGACCUUGCAUUUCCAGGACGUCAACAAGUGUAAGGAAUCGUUGCUUGGUAACACUAUCCAAGCCACACCAGCCGAAAUCCGCCAGCAGAUCGGGCUCCGAAUUCGGUCUUGGGGCAAGGAUUGGAGACUUUGUGUCGUCUUGGCCAUACUUCAAGAGGUCAUGAGAGGACGGGAUCUCACCGAUGGUACGAUACCUUCACCCGUUGUCCCUAUUGGACUAUGCGAUACUGACCAUAUGUUUCUAGUGGCCCAUGAGUAUGACCAAUUCCUGGCAUACAUAGUAGAGAAGGACUUAGAUAGCGUCUGUGACCUCAAACCCAUUGUAAACGGAGAAGAUAUUAUGCAGCAUCUGGGGGCGAAAAAGGGGCCCUGGAUGAGCAAAGCGACCAGCCUCGUGGUGGAAUGGCAGUUGUUGCAUCCUGAAAUCACCGACAAAAUGGCGGUCCUGAAGGAGAUUUCGGAACGCCGCGCAGAGUUGGGGUUGUGA
Penicillium daleae is the source of this 1698-nucleotide messenger RNA. RefSeq names its product tRNA adenylyltransferase. The transcript has a single exon. The coding region runs from base 1 to 1698 and encodes 565 amino acids. The record is from RefSeq and is a predicted model, not a curated record. Gene Ontology annotation, molecular function: RNA binding; ATP:3'-cytidine-cytidine-tRNA adenylyltransferase activity. NCBI's taxonomy places the organism in Eukaryota, Fungi, Ascomycota, Eurotiomycetes, Eurotiales, Aspergillaceae. Gene Ontology annotation, biological process: tRNA 3'-terminal CCA addition.